Galdieria sulphuraria is the source of this 858-nucleotide messenger RNA. Its product is annotated as coatomer protein complex, subunit zeta. Gene Ontology annotation, cellular component: COPI vesicle coat. The coding region runs from base 152 to 784 and encodes 210 amino acids. Gene Ontology annotation, biological process: intracellular protein transport; retrograde vesicle-mediated transport, Golgi to endoplasmic reticulum; intra-Golgi vesicle-mediated transport. The transcript has 3 exons. The record is from RefSeq and is a predicted model, not a curated record. Lineage: Eukaryota; Rhodophyta; Bangiophyceae; Galdieriales; Galdieriaceae.
GUUUUUAGUUUCCUGGAGAGUUUAGCACCAAUAUAUAUGUAAAAAUAUUGUUGAUAACAGCUCAAGGAGAGACUGAGGAGAGACUGUUUCAAGUCUCCGAAGCUUCCGAUUAUAAGGAUAGGCAAAAUAUGGAAUUUCGAAUUUUUUUGAGAUGGCUCGCAGAAAUUAUCAAGUGGAAAGAAACAAACUAGAAGAGAAGGAUCCCACGUGGCUGAUGCAAAAAGGUCAAAUCCAACCGUUAGUUUCGUCUCUUGUAGUAUUGAACGUCGAAGGGGAGAGAAUUUUAGCGCGAUACACUGCAAAAGAGUUGUUUCCCACGUUUGAUGUCGAGAAGAAGUUUGAGGCAGAUCUGUUGAAGAAGUCUCAAACUAUUCCAGAUUUGGAAGAAAACACAGGGGUGUUCGAACACGGACAGCACAUAGUUGUUUGCAGAGCUUCGGAAGACUUGCUUUUCUUUGUUACUUCACGUAUAUAUGAAAAUGAAGUAAUAUUGUCAGAGGUCUUAACCUGCUGGGUUGAUUCACUGGUGAAAGUGCUGAAGAAUCUUCCUUUGAACGAGCUAAAUCUACUUCAACACUAUGAAGUUCUUUUGUUGUUGGUUGACGAGUUAGUCGAUCAAGAAGGCGUAAUUAUGGAAACCGAUGCUAACGAAUUAUCUAGUCGCACCGAGUUCGCCAUGUAUUCGACUGACCCUAGAGAUUUGAUUCCAGAGCUUACAGAACAAGGUUUCUCGCACGCUUUACAAACAGCAAAGCAACAUCUAGCCAGAACUAUUUUGAAGUAAAUAUUAAAAAACAAACAAAUAAAUUCAGCAAAAUGAUUUUCUGGAAUACUAUAUAUCUUUCUAUCUCUCAAACU